AUGGCCACAUCAGCUGAAGUGGCCGUCAUCACGCCUCAGGACAGAGACAGGCAGCAUGCUGACGACAUUCCGUUGAAACUGUGCCAAAAUCUGAUGGAUAUGGAACUGCAAGCAUCCACAGUGUUGACUGAAAGAGCAUUCACGUAUUUCCACUCGGCGGCUGAAUCUCUGAAUGCUUUGGAGGCCAACCGGAGAGACUGGGCAAAGGUGUCUUUCCGCCCUCGAGUACUCAGAAAUGUCACUCAGGCGGACAUGUCCUGCAGAAUCAUGGGACAGUCCAGCACUCUCCCGAUCUUCAUCUCUCCCAUGGCAAUGAUCAAGCUGGCAAACAAGGACGGCGAGUUGGCCUUUGCACGGGGGGCUGGGUUAAAGGGUAUCCCAGCCGCUUUCAGCACUUACACAUCCUGCUCACACGAAGAGAUCAUGCAAUGCGUCAAUGCUGAAGGAUUGCCACACAAGCAGUUCUUCCAACUGUACGUACCGAGGAAACGCGAAAACGCAAAGGAGCUCAUCCGGAUGGCUCGCCGUCUGGGUUUCAAAGCAUUACUUGUGACCGUGGACACGCCUGUUGUCGGCAAGAGGGAAGAAGAUGAUCGGUACAAGGCUCGAGUGGAGUAUCAAUCCGGUGUGGAGGACACCCCUCGGACACUGGACACGUCUCCAUCAGAGGAGAAGCCCAUCCUUCGAGGGGUCCACUCCUCGACCUUGAACUGGGAUGACCUGGCCUGGAUCCGAGAUACAUGGGCAGGUGCCGGUCCCAUCAUUUUGAAGGGCAUUCAGAGUGCCGAGGAUGCCCUGCUCGCAUAUCGAGCCGGGGCAGACGGUAUCUACCUCAGCAAUCACGGCGGCCGACAACUCGAUUUUGCACCGAGUUCACUGCAGACCCUGCUCGAGAUUCGGAGAUUCUGUCCCGAUAUCAUUGGAAGGAUGGACAUCUACCUAGACGGCGGAGUGAGAAGGGGGAGCGAUGUCCUCAAGGCCAUCUGCUUAGGAGCCACCGCGGUGGGCUUGGGACGGCCAUUCGUCUACGCGCUCGGCGCCUAUGGACAACAAGGUGUCGAACGCGCGAUCGAACUAAUCAGCGAUGAGAUCGAGACAACCAUGAGGCUGCUCGGGGUGAACAGCCUGAGUGAGCUGAGCUCGUUCUAUGUCAACACCAAGGAGCUGGAGAAUAGCAUCGUAGACCAGAUAGACACGAGGCCUCGGCAGCGGCACGCAGGGGCUCGUUUGUAA
Molecule: messenger RNA, 1233 nt
Organism: Fonsecaea erecta
Lineage: Eukaryota; Fungi; Ascomycota; Eurotiomycetes; Chaetothyriales; Herpotrichiellaceae
Exons: 2
Coding region: 1-1233 (410 amino acids)
Molecular function (GO): oxidoreductase activity; FMN binding
Source: RefSeq, a predicted model, not a curated record